UCCAGCUGCAGGAGAGAAAACCUUCUGCUUGGAGCUGCUCAACCUGAAGCUUCACUCAGAGUCAAAAUGGCUUCCAGGUCCGAGGAGGAUCUCUGCUGUCCGGUCUGUCAGGAGGUCUUCAGAGAUCCUGUUCUUCUGUCAUGUAGCCACAGCUUCUGUAAAGUCUGUCUGAAGAACUGGUGGAGAGAGAAACCAACACAGGAGUGUCCUGUUUGUAGGAAGAGAUCUUCAAAUGUGGAUCCACCAGUUAAUCUGGCUCUGAAGAACCUCUGUGAGUCCUUCUUACAGGAGGAACAUCAGAGUCUUUCAGAGGCUCUCUGCAGUCUGCACUCUGAGAAACUCAGACUCUUCUGUCUGGACCAUCAGGAACCAGUUUGUCUCGUCUGCAGAGACUCAAAGAAACACACCGACCACAGAUUCAGACCCAUCGAUGAAGCUGCAGAGAAACACAGAGAGGAUCUGCUGAGAUCCCUGGAACCACUGAAGAAGAAACUGGAGGUCCAGAAGAAAGUUCAGUCUGAGUUUGAUCAGACAGCAGAACACGUGAAGGUCCAGGCCCGACUCACAGAGAGGCAGAUUAAGGAGCAGUUUAAGAAGCUUCACCAGUUUCUCACAGAGGAAGAGGAGGCCAGGCUGGCUGCUCUGAGGGAGGAAGAGGAGCAGAAGAGUGGGAUGAUGAAGGAGAAGAUGGAGGCUCUGAGCAGAGAGAUGGCAGCUCUUUCAGACACAGUCAGAGCCACAGAGGAGGAGCUGAGAGCUGAAGACGUCUCCUUCCUGCACAACUACAAGGCUGCGGUGGGAAGAGUCCAGCGCUGCUCCCUGCUGGAGGAUCCACAGCUGCCCUCAGGAGCUCUGAUAGACCAGGCCAAACAUCUGGGCAACCUGGCCUUCAACAUCUGGAACAACAUGAAGGACAUGGUCUCCUACACCCCCAUCAUCCUGGACCCAAACACCGCUGGUCCAGGACUUGUCCUGUCUGAAGAUCUGACCAGUGUGAGACGAAGAUACAACCAGCAGCUUCCUAAUAAUCCUGAGAGAUUAAAUUCACGGUUUUCUGUUUUGAGUUCUGAGGGUUUCAACUCAGGAAAUCACAGGUGGGUUGUUGAAGUUGGAGAAAGUGGAGAGUGGACACUUGGUGUGGUAGCAGAGUCAGCCCAGAGGAAGAGAGCCAUAUCAUCUGGAUUAUGGAGUUUGUGGUUCACUCGAGGUGAAUACAGAGCAUGGCCACCAGCAGCUCUUCCCAAAUAUCUCCCAGUUCAUAAAACGUUCCAGAGGAUCCGAAUGAAUCUGGACUGGAACAGAGGAAAGCUGUCGUUCUCUGAUCCUGAUACAAACACACACAUACACACCUUCACACACACCUUCACUGACAAGAUGUUUCCGUACAUUCAUACUGCAGUUCAACUAAAAAUACAACCAGAGGAGAUGUCAGUGGUCCAGCAGCAGCUCUGA
Molecule: messenger RNA, 1452 nt
Organism: Nematolebias whitei (Rio pearlfish)
Lineage: Eukaryota; Metazoa; Chordata; Actinopteri; Cyprinodontiformes; Rivulidae
Product: nuclear factor 7, brain-like
Exons: 2
Coding region: 67-1452 (461 amino acids)
Molecular function (GO): protein binding; zinc ion binding
Source: RefSeq, a predicted model, not a curated record